This is a messenger RNA of Gadus chalcogrammus (walleye pollock), 5787 nucleotides long. It is a transcript of the gene strbp, whose product is annotated as spermatid perinuclear RNA binding protein. Bases 781 to 3126 code for a protein of 781 amino acids. Gene Ontology annotation, cellular component: precatalytic spliceosome. The record is from RefSeq and is a predicted model, not a curated record. The transcript has 19 exons. Gene Ontology annotation, molecular function: double-stranded RNA binding; single-stranded RNA binding. NCBI's taxonomy places the organism in Eukaryota, Metazoa, Chordata, Actinopteri, Gadiformes, Gadidae.
UACAUGGGUUUGGCGGUGGGAGGGAGUUCUGUUCUAACAUGUUUCGGAUGUUGCAUCAUUCAAUUUUUCGUCAGAAAUAGUUAUACACCUUUUCCUUGUUAUUCUUGUGAUUUCUCUAUCGUCUUGGUAAAGGGACUGUAAACUGGCAGAUUAUAGGAAAUAAGAGACCGGAAAUGGCGUUAGGAUAGACUGGGACAACGCUAAAAAUCAGGAUCCUCUCUCAGCAGUCUAGAAUGAAUUCAGCCUGUUCGCGCCUGCGCACUACCCCGACUUGGUUGCGCUGUCUCGUGCGAAAGGGAAUUGCGAAUCCAAGCAGCUCGCGCAGCCUGGUCAAAGCUCUCGUGCCGCCGCUGGUGCUGGACGUGUACAGUCGGAGAGCCCUUGUGCAGUGUUAGAGACGUGUUGAAAUCACAUAAUCGGAUGUCUAUUUUGGUGACCUUCUAUCCUCAUCUUAUAAUUAUCACGUAGCGAAGCCGUUGGUGUGAUUCCGGACAGAUUGACCGACGGAAAGACUGACUGGAGAGGAAGUGAACAUACAAACGGAUUGCCAGGAGGAUCGUGGGAGGGAUAACCAGACCCUGGUCCUGGAGCGGAGGGGCUGAAUGACAGAGCAGCACAUGUGGAGGGCUAGCAGGCCGACCGCCACGUCCUGACCUCCGACCGCUGAAGUCCCGCUCCCCCCCCCUCCCCCCCUCCCCCCGACCCCUACACGCAACGAGUGACCUCAGCACUGGGUGUCACGGAAACGGAAUAGCAAGGAAGUACCGCUCCUCCGCAGGCAUGAGGUCCUUCCGUUCCUUCGGCAACGACGACCGCCAUGUCAUGGCAAAGCACUCCACCAUCUACCCGUCCUCGCAUGACCUGGAAGCCGUCCAAUCGCUGGUCUCUACCGUGGAGUGCGCCCUCAAGCAGGUCUCCGAUUGGCUGGACCGGAGCAACAGUAACGGCGUCGGCACCGUGACGGCGAUCAGCCCGGCCGAGCCCGGCGCCAAGCAGGACAAGGACCCAGGGGACAAGGACCAAGGGGACAAGGACACAGGGGACGAGCACGGGGAAAAGCCUGCAGACGAGGAGGAGGAAGACGCAGAUGGAUACAGGGAGCCCGGAGGAGGCGGGUCUCUGUGUGGGGUGCUGCGGAUCGGCCUGGUGGCCAAGGGCCUGCUCAUCAAGGACGACAUGGACCUGGAGCUGGUCCUCAUGUGUAAAGACAAGCCCACCGAGACGCUGCUGGACACGGUCUGUCAGAACCUGCCCACACAGAUACAGACGCUGUCGGACGGCAAGUACGAGAUCACCAGCUCCCUCCCCGAGGCGGCCAUUCUGGUGAAGACCACAACGGAGCCCAAGCUCACCCUGAAGAUCACGCUCACCUCCCCCGCCAUGAGGGACGAGGAGGACGAGGAGGAGGAGGAGGAGGAGGAAGGAGAGGAGGAAGAACAGGAGGAGGAGCAGCAGGAACAACAGAAACAACAGCAGGAGAAGGAGCCAGAGGAGAAGGUCGUGAAGCAGGAGGGAGUCGAGCUGGAGGAGAACCAGGAGGAGGACGUGCGAGUGUUGAGCGCUGCAGCGCAGAGAGUGAAGGCUGAGGAGGAGAAACAGGAGGAGGGGGAGUCUCUGGACAGGCACACAUGUCUGUUGGCCCUGGCAGCCCUGCGACACGCCAAGUGGUUCCAGGCCAGGGUGAACGGACUCAAGUCGUGCGUCAUCGUGCUCCGGAUCCUGCGGGACAUGUGCAACAGACACGCCGUCUGGGCGCCGCUCAGAGGAUGGCCCCUGGAGCUCAUCUGUGAGAAGGCUAUCGCCACCUGCAACAGACCUCUGGGAGCGGGCGAGGCCCUGCGCAGAGUGAUGGAGUGUCUGGCCUCUGGCAUCUUACUACCAGGCGGUCCGGGACUACACGACCCGUGUGAGAAGGAGCCCGCCGAUGCCCUGGCCCACAUGACGGACCAGCAGGCCCAGGCCGUUACACACAGCGCCCAGCAUGCGCUGAGACUCAUGGCCUUCGGACAGAUCUACAAAGUGUUGGAGAUGGACCCCCUUCCCUCAAGUAAACCAUCCCAGAAAUACCCUUGGUCUGACAAAGAAGGUUCCGGUCUGAAGCGGCCGUACGAGGAUGGUGCGAUGGAAGACAGAGACCUGAUCAAGAAGAUGAAGAGGAACCUGAGGAAAGUCCUGGACAGCAAGGCCGUAGAGUCCAACCAGCCCAUGAACGCCCUGAUGCGUCUGAACCAGAUCCGGCCGGGGCUGCAGUACCGCCUGCUGUCCCAGUCGGGCCCGGUCCACGCGCCGCUCUUCACCAUGUCGGUGGACCUGGACGGCACCGUGCACCAGGCCGCAGGCUCCUCCAAGAAGACCGCCAAGCUGCACGUCGCCGUCAAGGUGCUGCAGGCCAUGGGCUACCCCACGGGCUUCGACUCGGACCUCGACCCCAUGAGUUCGGACGAGAGGUCGGACGGCGAGGGCAAGAGCGAGACGACGGCCAACGCCGGCAGCCACCCGACGCACUCCUCGGACAGCUCCAACACGCUGGAGGUGAGGACCCAGGGCCCCAUCCUGACGGCCAGCGGGAAGAACCCCGUGAUGGAGCUGAACGAGAAGAGACGCGGCCUGAAGUACGAGCUCAUCUCAGAGAGCGGGGGUAGCCACGACAAGCGCUUUGUGAUGGAGGUGGAGGUGGAUGGGCAGAAGUUCCGCGGGGCGGGGCCCAACAAAAAAGUGGCUAAGGCGAGCGCUGCCUUGGCCGCCCUGGAGAAGCUCUUCUCCGGUCCCAACGCCGCCGCGAACAAGAAGAAAAAGCCCCUACCUCAGCAGACCAAAGGAGCGCUGGCGGCGGCCUCGGCGGUCGCGGCCCAGGUGGCGCGGGGCCGAGGGAGGACGGCGCUGGCGAGGGGGGCCUUCGUCAGCGCCGCCGCCGCGCCCGGAUACGUCACGCCAGGUAGUCCGCCCGUCUGGACGGCCUCGGGCUGGAACCCCAAUGCCCGCAGUCUACACAGCUUUGGCGCGCCGUACGGCUACACUCCUGCUGCUGCUGCAGCUCCCGCCUAUGGUUUGCCCAAGAGAAUGCUUCUGUUACCGGUCAUGAAAAUGCCCGCCUACCCCUACCCCGCCCACUACCACUUCUUUUAGCGCCCGGGGGGAGGGUGGGAGGGAGGGACACACUGAUCCACAAACCAAACGCACCUAGACCUGUUUAGUUUUUCUAGUCUCAAUGUUAUUUUUCCUACGAUUUCUAUGGGGGACAUUUGAGUCAAACUUUAGCAAACGAUUUGUAAAAGUGGUUUUAAGUACUCUUUUCUUUUGUUCUAUGUUCUGUUUAUUUUUUUUUAAUUUCCAAAAACUUCUGAUUGAGAAAAAAAUACUGCAGGUUUAACUUUUUAAGAUAAAAAAACUUGAAGGAUUUGUACUGUGAAUUGUUACCUCAUUCUGUGAGUCUAAAUUAUAAAUAUAUAUUUGAACUUUUUGUUUAUUUGUUGUGCUUAUGCUUCGUUGGGAAGAGGUUAGCCCUGAGAAACGACACACACAUACAUGCAAACAUACACACACACACCAACACACACACCCUUGUACAAAUCUGUGUGAGUUGUGUGAAGAAUGUAUAGGUUUAAAUGACACAAUGUGGAAAAAAAUAAAUAAAGUAUCUCUUAUAAAACGGUAACACUGCCUGGUGUGUAUAUGCCCUCACUUGGUAACAAAUACGACUGGACCACUGCUUUGGUUUCAAAAUAAUAUACAUUUUCCUGUCACUCUUUAGUGGAGAAGGGCAGGCCGGUUUGUUCUACUCUCUCCUGUAGAGAAGUCAACAUGUACGAAGGUACCGAGUCCGUCUGUCCGUCCGUCCCCCCUCCCUCGUGUUGUAAUAAAAACACAAUGACCUCAGGAAGGAGCACUCCAGGAAAGAGCUGGAACAUUCCACGUCCUCUCCACUGCCAUUGCUUUAUCUUAGUGGCCUUUUUUUCCGUCUGCUGCGUUGGAUUCAGAGAGUCCAUCUGUGGAUCAGAUUCCACCAAUGAUCUUCUACUUUGAGCGUCAAUGUUUUAAGGGCACAACAUGACAAGCCCUACCUUUUAGUACUUGACCAUAUGGAAAGGUUAAUUAAUAUUGCUUAAUGCAGUACUGUAGUACAGUAGUAAUGCAGGCUAAUGAGCACUAGUGUAUAGCAUUAGUAUAGGAUUUCGGUUUCGGGUUAGUUUAACUUUCACCCUGUUCAAUAAAGUAUUUAUUAAUGCCUUUGUUUGCAUCAACAGCAUUUGUAACUGUUAAUUAACUGUCAUUUAACGCUUAUUACUGCAUUAAAUUAUUUAAAAUGAAUUGUUAAUUAAUGUACCCUUAUUGUACAGAGUAACGUUUGGAAGUUAUGAACAGCUACAGCCAAUAUCCUGCAUUGUUGCAAAGAUGAAAACUAACUGCAUUAUUCCAUAUUAAAAACGUAAUGAAUGAGAAAUGCAAUUAUUUCCUGCUAGUUUCAAGUGAUGAGGUUGAACUCAGAACCAACCGUUUUUUUCCGUUAUAUCCAAAUGACCCUUUAACUAAGACAAAUGAAUGGUUGAGAAAUAAUCACAACACAAAUAACCACGUACUGGUCAAUACAAAGCAUUAUUCAAAGGUGAGCGCUGUGGCUAAUCAGGAGUACCAAGGUUCCUGCUGACGUCUCCAUGGUUACGGCUAUGAGGCUCACCCAUUGGUUUGUUCUGAGUUAUCCAAUGGUUGGUUAAGAUCCAUAAUAUUCCAUUAAUAAAUGUAGAUGUAUGUGUGUGUGUGUGACCUUACAGCUGUUACUCAUCUGUUUGCCUUUUUUUUUUUUUUUUUUCCUCAUACUAUAUUUCAGUCACAAAUAGUUUGAAUGAUUUAAGAAUCUUGGUGCCACUGCUGUUGUACAGAGUAUUUAAACCAAAUCUUUCAGAUGAGAUGUUAGACCUAGAGACUGGACCCUAAAGAUCCUAUGACACGCAUCACUGGAGUAGGGGGCUAACCCCGGUGUCUCACUCAUCACUAGGGUAGGGGGCUAACCCCGGUGUCUCUCUCAUCACUGGGGUAGGGGGCUAACCCCGGUGUCUGUACCACUCAUCACUAGAGUAGGGGGCUAACCCCGGUGUCUCUCUCAUCACUAGGGUAGGGGGCUAACCCCGGUGUCUCACUCAUCACUAGGGUAGGGGGCUAACCCCGGUGUCUGUACCACUCAUCACUAGAGUAGGGGGCUAACCCCGGUGUCUCACUCAUCACUAGAGUAGGGGGCUAACCCCGGUGUCUCACUCAUCACUAGAGUAGGGGGCUAACCCCGGUGUCUCACUCAUCACUAGAGUAGGGGGUAACCCCGGUGUCCUGUCCCUUGCACUAACAUGGCCCCCUAACCCUCCCCUUGUCUCUAAGUCUAUCAUUACGUUCCUCCCCUCUCGGCUGUGAGGGCCAGGGUGGGGUGAGCAUUGUGAUGCAUACUGGCAACCAAGCCUCACUCGGCGGGUGCUACGCUCGUCUGAACUCUGGCCAGAAUGCGACAGUAGGGUGACAGUUGCCCCAACAAUUGCCCCAAAAAAUGAUUCGCGAUAAGAAAAGUAGUAAAUAUGUUCAAGAAAUAUCUGACAAGAGGAGUACAGCCGGAAAUUGCCUUUGAGCAGUUCUUAUGGUUGACGCAUUAACGCCCCAAAUAACAUUCACAGUCAAAUGUCGUCUGUAGGCUACUGUCUGGAGCAGUUUCACGUGGCCAUACAAUUAUUUAUUGACGACCAUCUUCAACUCUAAUGACUUCUGAUUCCUCUGUCUUUCUCUGCCUUAUCUGGUUGUCUCUCUCUC